Molecule: messenger RNA, 1267 nt
Organism: Phoenix dactylifera (date palm)
Lineage: Eukaryota; Viridiplantae; Streptophyta; Magnoliopsida; Arecales; Arecaceae
Biological process (GO): transmembrane transport
Source: RefSeq, a predicted model, not a curated record
UUGGUUGGUGGUUGUACAGAUGGAUGGAGGAGAAGUUGAAUUUAAUAUAAUAGGUAGGAGAAAACACGGAGAUAUGAUCCUUAGGACGGCGACGGGGGCGGAGGAUAGCCGGACGGCGGCGGCGGAGCUCCGCGUCCCGGCGGAGGUGGACUGGAAGAUGCUGGACAAGUCGAGGUUUUUCGUCCUCGGGGCGGCGUUGUUCUCCGGCGUGUCGGCAGCCCUGUACCCGGUAGUGGUGCUGAAGACCAGGCUCCAGGUGACGCACCCGCCGCCGCCGUGUCUCCGGGCGGCGGCUGCAAUCCUCCGGCACGAGGGGCUCCAGGGAUUCUACAAGGGGUUCGCGACGUCGCUGACCGGGACCAUCCCCGCCCGGGCGCUAUACAUGACCGCGCUGGAGGUGACCAAGAGUGCCAUCGGCACCGCCACGGUCCAGUUCGGGGUCCCCGAGCCGGCGGCGUCGGCGGCCGCCUCGGCGGCCGCAGGGCUCAGCGCGGCGGUGGCAGCCCAGGUGGUCUGGACCCCGAUCGACGUCGUCAGCCAGCGCCUCAUGGUCCAGGACAGCGGCGCCGUCGCGAGGUACCUCGGCGGCGUGGACGCCUUCAGGAAGAUCCUCCGAUCGGACGGCCUCCGCGGCCUCUACCGGGGCUUCGGCAUGUCGAUCCUCACCUAUGCCCCUUCCAAUGCCGUCUGGUGGGCGUCCUACUCCGUCUCCCAACGGCUUAUCUGGGGCGGGCUCAGCCGCCUCUCCGCGGCGGGGGGCGGCGGCGGAAGAGGGUUGAGGCCGGACUACGGGACGGUGGUGGCGGUGCAGGGGGUGAGUGCAGCGGCAGCGGGGGGAGCGGCGGCGGUGGUGACGAUGCCGCUGGACACGAUAAAGACGAGGUUGCAGGUGAUGGACGGCGGGGAUGGGGGGAGGGCGACGGUAGGAGCCACGGUGAAGAGGUUACUGAGGGAAGGGGGGUGGGGGGCGUGCUACAGAGGGCUGGGGCCGAGAUGGGCGUCGAUGUCGGUGUCGGCGACCACCAUGAUCACCACGUACGAGUUCCUGAAGCGGCUCUCAGCCAAGGAAGGAUCCAUUUGAGAGGUAUGGAAACGUAGGGGGAAAAAAAGAAAGAGAGAUUUUUAACUUAUAUUGGUUUUUUUUUUCUCUCUCUCUCUCUCUCUCUCUCUCUCUCUCUCUUUUUCAGGGUGGGGAAAAAAUAUCACGGUUGUGAUUCCACUAGAUAAUAUUUCAAUGAAAUCUCGUCCAAUGUAUGCUUUCUCUUAA